AUGGCCGAAGUGAAAAACGCAUUGGUGCCAGCUUUCUCCGCUGUCUCGACCAACAACCUGACCUUGCCGAUUUAUAUUGAACCAAAGGACCAGAAGAUAAUCUUCGUCAAUUUUGAAUUAGACUUCUUCUAGAGCUUGGCGCUGCUCAUCACUCGAUCCGAUCAGCGACAGCUUUGCAGCGUUGAUAGGAAUAAAGUGUGGGUCCGAUGCACGAGUGCGGGUGCAUAAAUCUCACUGGACUCUUCCUCUCCAUGCACCGACCCCAAAUGCAUAUGCGCCGCGUCGGUCAUCAUCUUGUUCUUGCCUGUCAUCUUGAAGUGAAAUCAGAUGUGAGCGACACGUCAAAUAGCCACGUUCUUCACAUAUCGUACUCGUGCUUCUUUUCUAAGUCAUCGAUUCCAUUUCGCUGCGGCGCCUUUUUCUUGAAAGAAACCCCACUUGCAGUUCCUAAGUCAGAGACGUUUUCCUCAAACCACAGCCAAGUACUUUCAGAGGCACACUGGAUAGCAUCGCGAAUUUUCCGCCGCGAACUAGCAUCCUUCGUCGAAAUCGUCCAUCCAUGGACCGCGGCCUUCUGGUAGCCCCCCCCAUCCAGCGAAGCACGUCUGGAUGACCACCUUGCACGGCCGCCUUCUUCCAAAUUGGCGUGAUUCUCUGAAGUAAGCAGGCAAGGGUGUAUCUUGAUGCGUCGUUCUCGCAAGCAGCCGUGAAGACUUUGUGACCCAGGAACGGAGUCAAAUACUCAUCGAUAGAUCGAACAACAUGGGCCAGCGCGUUACCGUUUGCCGGUAAGCUUAGACUGUGCUUCACGACAAAUCGUGCGAUUUUUAU
Molecule: messenger RNA, 831 nt
Organism: Phytophthora infestans T30-4
Lineage: Eukaryota; Oomycota; Peronosporomycetes; Peronosporales; Peronosporaceae
Exons: 2
Coding region: 1-132 (43 amino acids)
Source: RefSeq, a predicted model, not a curated record